Molecule: messenger RNA, 639 nt
Organism: Fusarium venenatum
Lineage: Eukaryota; Fungi; Ascomycota; Sordariomycetes; Hypocreales; Nectriaceae
Cellular component (GO): mitochondrion
Source: RefSeq, a predicted model, not a curated record
AUGCCUAUCCUCGCUUCAUUAGUGAGCUCAUGGCUUGGCGUACCGGUGGCUUCUGAUAACAAAACCACGCCUCAGCAGACCCAAGAAGCAACAACACUAUCUCGCCAGACCUCACCAAAAACUGGCUCUAUCAUCCCUGAAACACCAACUCCACAGACAGCAAGAGCACCGCCAUCAUCGACAAUAUCCGCACACCCGCAGUCAACAUGGGAGCGCUCAUUUAGACAAAUGGGCUUAUUACUGACUGGAGCAGGGUUUCUUGCUGCAUCCGUAGCCGUAUCACGACGCUCAGUGUUACGGAUGCGUAAGGACUCAUUCCCCAAAUUCUACUAUUCCAACCGGAAUCCCGUCACGGUCGACAUGGGGGAGCGAUCUUUUCUAGCCGCCCAGGCUCUUGGACUUGCCACGCUAAAUGUCAUGAGCUUUGGUGUCAUGCUGGUCGGAGGAAUUUCCUGGUCUUUUGAUCUCGCGUCUGUCGAGGAACUAAGGGAGCGGACUCAGGCGGCUGUCCGCAGGCCUGGAUCAGUGAAUCCCGAGGAUGAGAAGGCGAUGGAGGAACUUAUGGAGGACCUAAUGGGUAAGCUCGGGAUGGAAAACCCCCAGAAACCUUCAGAUACUCCAGAGGAAAACGAGAAGUAA